Messenger RNA from Purpureocillium takamizusanense, 462 nucleotides. RefSeq names its product Nascent polypeptide-associated complex subunit beta (gene EGD1). Gene Ontology annotation, cellular component: nascent polypeptide-associated complex; cytosol. The record is from RefSeq and is a predicted model, not a curated record. The transcript has 3 exons. NCBI's taxonomy places the organism in Eukaryota, Fungi, Ascomycota, Sordariomycetes, Hypocreales, Ophiocordycipitaceae. Bases 1 to 462 code for a protein of 153 amino acids.
AUGUCCGACGCAAUCCAGGAGCGCCUCAAGAAGCUCGGCCAGGGAGCCCGCAUUGGUGAUGGCAAGGGCACGCCCCGGAGAAAGGUCAAGCGCGCUCCCGCUCGGUCCGGCGCUGACGACAAGAAGCUCCAGCAGACGCUGAAGAAGCUCAACACCCAGCCUAUCCAGGCCAUCGAGGAGGUCAACAUGUUCAAGUCAGACGGCAACGUCAUCCACUUUGCUGCCCCCAAGGUCCACGCCGCUGUUCCCUCCAACACUUUCGCCAUCUACGGAAAUGGCGAGGACAAGGAGCUUACCGAGCUCGUCCCCGGUAUCCUGAACCAGCUUGGCCCCGACUCGCUCGCCUCGCUCCGCAAGCUUGCCGAGAGCUACCAGAACAUGCAGAAGGGUGAGAAGGGCGAGGACGACGACGAGAUCCCCGACCUGGUCGAGGGCGAGAACUUUGAGAGCAAGGUUGAGUAA